AUGAUCCUUGCACUGACCGAGAAGAGCAGGGCGACCACGAAGAAGCGCAACAGGAGGAAGAAGGGUUCGCGCGGCAAGGACGCCGCAGCGACCAAUGCAAGCGAUGGAGCGCGAGCCAUAGACGACUCAUGCGGCUUCGUGCUUACGACGAGCGACGGAGUACGAGCCACAGAUGGCACGCGCGGCCUCGUACUUGCGGCUACCGAUGCCACGGGCGUCGACCGAGGAGACUGGAUCCUCGAUAGCGGCGCGAGCCGGCAUCUUAUCAACGACGAGUCGCUGCUGCUCAAGUCGACGGCUUGCAGCCACGAGAUUGCAAUGGCAGAUGGCGAGUCACUUCACCUAACGCGUGUCGGCAGCGUGCGCCUCGAUGUUCUCGCGCACGGUGCUGAGGAGGUAGUGAAGCUCACGGAUGUGUACUUGGCGCCGCGACUGGCAAAGAACACUGUGUCGUACGGCAAGCUCGUGAACAAAGGAUUUGCCCUAGUGCACUCCGGCCACAAUCGCUCGCUCACUCGGCCACGCGCGACAAGGAAGGUGCAGGCGGCGACGCGAUCAUGGCGGCUCGAAGCGCAUGCCACGGAACCCAACGCCGACGAGCCGUACGAAGCAUCGCUGUUGCACUGGCACCAGCGACUCGGCCACCUUGUGUUCGACACGAUCGAACGCAUGGUGCGCGAUCCGGCAUCAGGCAAUCGGCUCAGCAACAAUAAACGCAUGGCGUGUGUGUCGUGCCUCGAGGGCAAGCAGACGCGCAACGCGCGGUCCCAACAAGACAGCGGCAAGCCCUCGACCAUCGAUCGCAUCGGCGGUGUCAUCUGUUCGGACCUGAAGGGUCUAAUGGCGCUGCAGGACCGACUCGGCAAUCUUCACCUUGUGAACUUCGUUGAUCACAAGAGCAACUACUGCCGAGUCUUCCUCUCGCGCACGAAGGACGCUGCGGCGAAGCAGCUCUAG
Peronospora matthiolae is the source of this 957-nucleotide messenger RNA. NCBI's taxonomy places the organism in Eukaryota, Oomycota, Peronosporomycetes, Peronosporales, Peronosporaceae. The record is from the annotation of a GenBank genome assembly.